Molecule: messenger RNA, 4561 nt
Organism: Cydia pomonella (codling moth)
Lineage: Eukaryota; Metazoa; Arthropoda; Insecta; Lepidoptera; Tortricidae
Product: zinc finger protein 879-like
Exons: 10
Coding region: 344-1372 (342 amino acids)
Source: RefSeq, a predicted model, not a curated record
AAUACAAUUAGAACCGUUUAAGACUUUUGUAAUGUAAUAUUUCAGAAAUAUCCGUUUUAUAGCUUUAUAUUAAUAAGUGCAAUGUUUUUCUAAAAAUAAUAUGAAAGGACACUAUAUUUUUAUAAAAUUUAUUGAUUUUCAAUAAAAAAUAUUAUUCAAAACUUAAGUGCUUUAUAAGCUGGCAACUCCUGCGUCGCCGAGCAGCGCAGCGCCCCGCCCCCUUCAUUCCCCGCUCGGCUCGCGCUUCCAUAGCCUACUUUUUGAGGAGCUGUCGUAAAAUAUCAAUAUUUUCGGAUUUUUAUGUGUUAUUUACUUGAUUUCUGUGUAACAUUGCAUCUUCACGAUGGACAAGUGUGGAAUAUGCGAUAAGCCCGCUGUUCAACUGUUUGAAACUGGCAAGGAUGGUGUGUACGCCUGCUUCAAGUGCCAGCCGCUGGUGCCCGAGGUGACCAUAGAAGAUGAUGUCGCAGCGGAGGAGGUGUCAGACCCACUGGACGUCUCUGAGGAGGGCAAUGGCUCACUGUUGUGUGGCAUUUGCCACAAGACGUUUCAGAAGAACACGCAGCUGCAGAACCACCUGCGGAACCACCGCGCCGAGAGGAGGUUCGUCUGCACCUACUGCAAUAAAGCAUUCUCCCAGUCGAACAACCUGCGCGCGCACCUCCGCAUACACACCAACGAGCGCCCUUACAAAUGCAACGAGUGUGGGAAAGCCUUUACGCAGGUGACCAACCUGAACAACCACGUGCGCCUGCACACCGGCGAGCGGCCCUUCGUGUGUCCGGAGCCGGGCUGCAACAAGGCGUAUGCACAGGUUACGAACCUGAACCAGCACCGUAAGCGGCACCUGGGUGGUCGCGCCGUAGAGAGCACUUAUGACUGCACCAUUUGCGGCCAGCAGUUCCAGCAGCGCAACCAUAUGUACACGCACAGACGCGAGGCGCACUACGGCGCGCGCAGCCCGGCGCGGCACGCGUGCAAGCUGUGCGAGCGCCGCUUCAGCACCGAGCGCCAGCUCGUCGCGCACGUGGCGCAGCACGUGCCCGACCAGCAGGACCAGCAGGAGGACGAGAGCGAAGGCACGUUCGCGUGCGUGUUCUCGUCGUGCGGGGCGCGGCUGUCGUCGCCGCGCGCGCACACGGAGCACCUGCUGCGCGCGCACCAGCUGCGCGUGCACGCCGCGCGCCCGCAGCAGCCCGCGCCCGCGCCCGCGCCGGUACCGCACCAGCCGCCCAAGCGGGGACGCCCGCCCAAGAUUAUCAAAGUGGAAUCAAUGGUUGACUUCAAAGAUUCAAUAUUUAACGAUGUAAAAAUCAUAAAACAGGAAUCUCAAUUUCUGCCCAAACUAAAAGUGCAGAGUUUAUUCCAGUGAACUAAAAAUAAGUGUAACACAGUGGACAUUGUUCUAACGAGUUGACAGACCACUGGUUGGUCUGGAACUCAAUGGACGUCGACUCGUAACACAAUGGACUUAUUUUGGACGUGAAAUUAUCGUUAAGAGCUACAUAUAAAAAUUAUGGACCUUGUUAAUGUAACUUUGAAUCUAAUAGGAAGAUAGGAGCGUUAAAAGUCGAAGUCAGAAGUGCUUUAUAAUUCGAUGUUUGUUCUUUUACAUAUGAACGGUAUGAAUUUGUAUUUUUUUUAUAUGGCCUUCCAUUUUUAUUAGGUACGUGUAAUAUUUUGUAUUUACCUUAAUAUAUGUAUAGAAACUAUAGUCAAGUCAUACAGUUUUAAGAUUUGUACCCUAUGUUUGGUAUUUCAACUUAAACUGCAAUGUAGUAGCAUAAUUUGAAUAGAAAUCGUUUUUUGCCUCUGUUGUCAAAAAAAUUGGUUGUUGUUGUGAUUUUUGCUGCAAUACAAAUGGCCUUGACUACGUUGAGAGUGCUGAUGGAAAAUUUUCCAAAUAGUAAUUAAAAUGUUUCACAUAUAUAACGUUUCUCAAAUUUUUGUAGAGAAACGGAAACACCAACAUGAUUUUGUCAUUCAUUUAUUUAUUGUGUAACUUUCCAGAGAGUUACGAGUUACUUCCACAGCUUUAUACUACACGUACUAAUGCUUUAACGGUCAUUCUCAAAAAAUAUGUCUGCGGUCUAAUUGCCGCGACCCAUACAAUUGUAUGAAAAAUCUCUGUAUCUUUAGGUAUUUAAAUAAAAUAAACAAACAAUUUGUACAUUUUCGGGUAGUUUAAAACAUUUAUUGUUUAACCGACCAAAUACAAAACCGCUUGGAUCUGUCACUGAACGACCUGACUUUAACCUACAAUAUUUAAUCAUGUAAUGUGUUCAUCUACCCUCAACUGGAUUCUUAAGCCAUUUGAAGGUAGAUUUUGUUUACUUUUAUUUAAAUACCUACAUUUCAUAUCAGAGUUAUAGACGCAACCGAAGAUAUAUUAGAGAGAGACCCUUAACUAAGUCAACGAGGAUCAGUUAAUAGGCCGAAAUGAAUGCAAUAAUACGAAAUGCACUUUUAAUCAUAGUUUAUUAUUGUAUAAUAAGUGUCCAGUGCAGCACACGUAUAAAGUGAACAUUUGUUUUUAUACAUAUUUUAUGAAUUCUUGGUCAAGGAUUCUAUUUUUUAUUUUGUAACUUUUGAAUGCACCUUAGAUAAAUAUUUUCAUUAUGUGAAGUGUUAUCAAGAACUUUGAGAUUUGAUUAGUCAUUGUAGAAACCUAGAUGCACUGUUGUAUUAACAUUAAGGGUGCAAUUUAAAUAAAAAUAUGGAUCAAUAUGGUACAGUCUGCAUCAAAUAUUUAGACUGUAGUUAAAGUUUUUAUUGAGCAAUAUAUUUUCGAUCUUAGAGGAUUUAACAACUGGAGUCACCUUUAAGAGCAUAGCUCUGUCAAAAACCUCGAUCAAUGGCCAUAUGUAUCGUAUGGACUGACGUUUAUCUGUCAUGGUGGUGGUGGUGGUCAUACAUUUGACUGUUUUCUACAGAAAAGGCGUCUCCAGUUGUUAAAUCCUCCAAGUUUUCGACAGUACAAUAUAAGUGACAUAACAAUGUCAUGUCAACAUGUUGUUGUGCUUCUCGUAUUUUCAUUUGUUGCCGACUGUACUCUUAAUUAAAAUUAAACAAUGUCUUUAUCUAAAAAUUAAUGUGAUUUAAUGUAAAGCUAUUAAUAGAUUGUUUAAAUUAACUUUAAGAGUGAAAUGUAAGCUUAACAAACUGGAUAAUCAGUAAUAGCAAAGAGAAUUGAUUGUAAUAGAGAGGUAAAGUCUAAGAAUAAACGUGCCCCUUAGUUUGACGUCCAAAACAGUUGGCGCAGUACAGCGCCAUGUUUUGCGGUCACUGAAUUGUCAAACGUCUACUUUUGACAAUCAGAGAUACCGUAAAAUGUAUGGAGCUGUACAGCGCCAACUCGUUUACCUGUCAAAUUCGAAGCACGGAAUUGUCUUACAUUUAACGCAUCUUACCCAAUCAGUGUAUCUCUUUGGUAAUAGCUACUUGGCUAUAGAUAGAGUGAAUCAAGUAUAUAUUUCGGUUGCACUCUAUUAGGCAUCUCUUUCGCACUUAGGCAAUAUAUGGUUUCUGAAAAGAGUAAUACUUUAUAUUAUUAUGUUGGCAAGAGAAGUAUUGAGGCACAUUUUACAAAAGAGAUCCUUCUAAAGUUUAUCCUCAAUCAUAAACGUUUUUAAGCGAUUUAAGGCACUCUCAACCUAAUGUCAUAAUAUAUAGAGUCGCCUUACCUUUGUUCAGUUAAAUUAACAUUUUACAUACGAGAUUAAAAUACAUGAGUCCAUACACAAGUUGAAUUAAUUACAAUUAUGUAUUAUGAACUGUAAAUAUUUGGUCCUAGCACUAAAUGUUCAUGAUUUGACCUUUAUAUUCUGUCUUAUGCAUUAGCAUAGAAAAAAUAAAUAUGAAGACGCAUAAAGUGGAGUAAAUAUAUUAUGUAUAGCGAGCUGCUAAAGUGCAUAGCCAUGAAAGAAUUCCAUUCAUAAAGUGGGUAUGUACUUUUGCAGCUACGUAUACAUUCUGGUCUGGUUUGACUGAACUAUACGGCAUCGACAGUGUCAACUUUUGACAACCGCGACUGACUUACUACUACUUUCUCUUAGAUAGUUACACAUCUAAUACAAUGAUUGAAUACUGUUAACCUUUGAUCGCUUUAUGUCAUAAACACAAACAUCACUCGACGCCAAGCUCCUGGGCACACGGGAGCUAAUGUAAACCUUACUCGAAAGCGUUACUUUGCCAGCGUCCACCAUAACACCUAUAGUUGUCCUUGGCGCUAUGAGCAAGACUAGUAACGACUGUCUGUGUUCUUGGCGUUCAAUAAAUAUUGAAUCUUUGAUACUGUUGUGCCAUCUAGCUGUCAAACAGGUAUAAUUAACAUAUGAUAUAAUUAUUUUUUCCCUCUUUGUGCAUGUUCUUAUCUGUGUGAAUAAGGCAAUAGUUAGGUUAGGCUAAGGUGCAAAUGUUCCUAUGAGUGUAAGAGUAUCUGAGUAGCAUAUGAUAUGUGUACAGUCGACCAUGUAUAGCGCUAGCCUUGUUAAGUGUCAGUAUUUCGGAGAUUUUUCUAUUAACAUACAAGUAUGGUAUCAAAAUAUACAUAUUUCAAUUA